This is a messenger RNA of Closterium sp. Naga37s-1, 1153 nucleotides long. NCBI's taxonomy places the organism in Eukaryota, Viridiplantae, Streptophyta, Zygnematophyceae, Desmidiales, Closteriaceae. The record is from the annotation of a GenBank genome assembly.
AUGGCAAAGCACAAGGCUUCGACGAGCCGCCUCAACAAGAUCGAGACGCGCAAAAAGGCGAAGCGCGAGAAGCGCAACCUCCGCGACCGCCGCCGCCGCGCGAUCUCCUUCGCAGUUGCCGCCGCGAAUCUCGGCGCGGAGACGCAGAAGCAGCAGCCGCCACGAGCGGCGCCCGCGAAAGCCAGCCGGGAAGCUUCGAAGAAGCGGCGGAAGACGAAGCCGACGGGGCUGCAGAUCUACUGGCAUUUGGCCUCCGUGAGACGCGGGCCGCGAGAAACGGCGGCGGUGGCGCUGGUUUCGGAGUUAACGGCGGCGCAGAAGGCGUAUUUGCACGCGCAAGGCGGGGGGAAGAAGGGCGGGGGGAAUGUGAAAAACCCUCGCGGAAAUGGGUCGACGAAGGGUUCAGGGCAUAAGAAGGGUUCAGAAUAUGAGAGUUCGGAAGAGGAGGAAAAUGACGAGAGUGAAGAGGAGGAGAGUGAGGAGGAAGAGGAGGCGAGUGAGGAGGAGACAGAGGACGAAGAGGAGAGUGGGGAAGAGGAGGAAGAGGAAGAAGAGGAGGAAGAGGAGGAGGGCGAAGAGACGAAGAGUAUUCUGAAGCUGGAGGGGUGUUGCGACGAGAUUAAUUACGCCGUUAAGCGGCUGAUCAGGGGGCUGGAGUCGUCCCGCGGGGGCGCAAGGCAGGGCUAUUCAGUGGCGCUCGCUGCCUGUCUGCGCGCGCUGCCCUCGCUGCACCCGCACCUGCCCGCCAUCGCUGCUGCUAUUCCGCUGCUCAUCCCUCUACCCAACAACGCACGGGGAAAGGACGCCUCUGAAGCGCUCUUUGGUCGCAUGUUCGCCCUCGGCUCUCUCGUCCGAAGCGGCCUUCUCGCUUCGCCUUCCUCCCUUUCCUCUGCCACCGAAAAGCCAGCAGCAGCAGCAGGGGGGGGUGGGGGGGAGGCGGGGUGGGUGGUGGGGAGGGGAGGGUGGUUACCAGGGGAGGUGGUAUCUCAGCUGGUGAGGAUCGGCGAGCAACGGUCUUUCCUUGCCGAGCCUGCUAUCGUGCUGCUUGUGGCACUCGUAUCUCAGCUCGUGAGGUUCGGCGAGCAGCGGUCUUUUCUCGCCGAGCCUGCAACCGUGCUGCUGGUGGACCUCGUUUUGCAAGUGACUAAGGCAG